AAGUGGACAAGUCUUUGUAAUAAAAAACAAAUACUGUUUCUGAAUGUGAACUCGCGUACUUGAACACACGACCCCAAUUUAUAUCCUUUUUUUUUAAUAAAUUAAAAAUUGUAAGAAGAAAGAAUUCUUCAUCGAUUCCAGCGAAGGUAAAAGCGUAUUCCUCGUGAGCACUACUACCUUCUCACUCCUCUUCCUCAUUCUUCUUCUUCUUCAGUCUCCCUUCACACAAUCUUCAUCACAAAGCUCCAAGCUUUCCGAUGACGUCGGAUGGUGCUACAUCCACAUCAGCAGCAGCUGCCGCCGCAGCAGCGAGGAGGAAACCGUCGUGGAGGGAGAGGGAGAACAACCGGAGGAGAGAGAGAAGGAGAAGAGCCAUAGCAGCCAAGAUAUACACAGGUCUAAGAUCACAAGGCGAUUACAAUCUCCCCAAACAUUGCGAUAACAAUGAAGUCCUCAAGGCUCUCUGUGCUGAAGCUGGUUGGGUCGUUGAAGAAGACGGCACCACUUAUCGCAAGGGAUGCAGCAGGCCUCUACCUGGUGAGAGUCCCAUCCCUUCUUACCAAGUCAGCCCAUCUUCAUCCCGUGGUGAGCCCAACAACAGCUCCACCACCUUCUUCCCCUUCCUCAGAAACGGCGCCGUUCCAUCCCUCAGAAUCUCAAACAGCUGUCCCGUUACUCCACCCCUCUCGUCUCCAUCUUCCAAGAACGCUAAACCCUUACCUACAUGGGACUCUAUCGCUAAGCAGUCCAUGGUCAACGCUAAUAAAAAACAAUCAAUGGCGUCCUUUAACUAUCCUUUCUAUGCGGUUUCUGCACCUGCUAGUCCCACCCGUCGUCAGUUCUAUGCUCCGGUUACAAUACCUGAGUGUGAUGAGUCUGAUUCUUCCACUGUUGACUCUGGUCAUUGGAUAAGCUUUCAGAAGUUUGCACAACAUCAACAGCCAUUCUCUGGCUCUAUGGUGCCGACUUCUCCUGCGUUUAAUCUCGUGAAACCUCCUGUGCCUCAGCAGAUGUCUCCAAACGCUGCGUUUCAAGGGAUGAUUGGUCAAAGCUCUGAGUUUAAAUUUGAGAGUAGCCAAGUUAAGCCGUGGGAAGGAGAGAGGAUACAUGAUGUUGGUAUGGAGGAUCUUGAGCUUACUCUUGGAAACGGCAAGGCUCGUGGUUGAUUUGUGAAUUUUGAGAGAAAGCUAUUCUUCUUUAUAGAGUAUAUCAUUAUCUUCUUUACUUACUAUCCAAACAUGGGGGGCUCAAAGCCUUUCUCCAUGGAAAGCAUUGGAACUUGGGAGUGUUAGUGUUGUUUGUUUGAUUCAAUUCAUGAAUUUGGCUUUAAAAAAAAAGCAUUAUUUGUAGAUAAGACUGUUAUGUGCCCUUACAAAGGCUACAGUGGCUGUAAACCGUUGUGUCUUGUCUUGUUAAAUUUGAUUAAUCAUAUGUAUCUGCUUCUCAACAUCAAAGAUCCGAUAUUUGCGGAACA
Messenger RNA from Brassica napus (rape), 1474 nucleotides. RefSeq names its product protein BRASSINAZOLE-RESISTANT 1-like. The record is from RefSeq and is a predicted model, not a curated record. NCBI's taxonomy places the organism in Eukaryota, Viridiplantae, Streptophyta, Magnoliopsida, Brassicales, Brassicaceae. Bases 258 to 1166 code for a protein of 302 amino acids. The transcript is spliced from 2 exons. Gene Ontology annotation, molecular function: DNA-binding transcription factor activity. Gene Ontology annotation, biological process: brassinosteroid mediated signaling pathway; DNA-templated transcription.